Messenger RNA from Podarcis raffonei (Aeolian wall lizard), 2850 nucleotides. RefSeq names its product sphingomyelin phosphodiesterase 5-like. Gene Ontology annotation, molecular function: sphingomyelin phosphodiesterase activity. Lineage: Eukaryota; Metazoa; Chordata; Lepidosauria; Squamata; Lacertidae. The record is from RefSeq and is a predicted model, not a curated record. The coding region runs from base 571 to 2124 and encodes 517 amino acids. Gene Ontology annotation, biological process: sphingomyelin metabolic process. The transcript has 8 exons. Gene Ontology annotation, cellular component: cytoplasm; extracellular region.
CUGCAGCACAUGAGCUGCCUUAUCACCACUGCCAUCAUCACGUCCUCACGUGAGACCAUAAUUAGACCUUUUACCUCUGGGCAGGCUCCUGCGAAUUUGUAGCUCUGCAGCAUUUAAUCUGCAAUCAAACCAGGAAGUUGAAGGAAGUCCGGGUGCAAGACCUGUUAGUCAGCCACUAGGUCUGAGCUGGAUUGCCCAAAGCGCCUGCCCUUCAGGAGCUCUCUGGCGAAGCAGCUGGAUCACAAUGAGCCAUGACUGAGUGCCCGGCUAUUUAGAACACAUGACAGGACACCUAGAGUGGCUGCCUAGAUCCCAGCUGUGCCUCACUUCCCCACCAGGCCUUCUCCUCUCAGGUGCUCUUGGGAGGAUCUCAGCUGGACACAGCCAGCAGCAGCCAGCCGGUUACCUCUGGACCGCUUUGGAGAAGCACCCAGAGAGGGUCCGGCCCCCCAGAGCCAAGAGGCCUGGUGACCAAGAGGCCAGCCACCCAGGAUCCAUUUGGGGCCCGGAGCAGCCCCCUUCGGAAGGCCCCCUUGUUGCUGCUGCUGCUGCUGCUACUGCAGCCCUAGGAUGGGUCUGCGCGAGUCGCCCUACUCCAACUGUGUCCUGGGGGCCAUGGACUCUGUGCUGCGGCACAUCCUCUUCCCCAGCUAUUGGCUGGUGAACCAGCUGCUGGCCUUGCAGCAAACCACCCAGGAAAAGCAAGAACACCAGCACGGGCUGCCCUAUGCCCUGGAGGCGGCGGGGAAGGGGGUCGUCUUGGUGCCCCUGCUGCUCCUCUCUGCCCCUUUCUCGCUGCUGGCCUUCCUGCUGUGGCUGCCCCUGCAGGCCGCCCGCCGCCCCUUUGCCUACCAACACACGCCGAACCAGGCCCCGCCAGAGGCGUGGGUGCUCCCCGGCCCAGCAAAGACCUUCAGUGUGGUCAGCGGCAACCUCUGCCUGCUUCCCGUUGGCUUGGCCAAGUUCAGCAACCUGUCGCGGACGCAGUGGCGUGCCAAGCACAUCGGCCAUGCGCUGGCGCGGGCGGCCUCCAGCUCCCCACCAUCUCACGAGCCAGGCCCCCGGGGGGACUUCCAGAUUGGCUUCAGCCCCUCAGGCGUGAGGAAGUAUGGGUCCAUGGAGGCCAGCCCCCCACGGUCCGGCCAGGGCUCCCCUCAGCUCAGCGGGGAUGUGAUACUUGAGGUGCCCCUCGAAGAGGAAGGAGCGGCUGCCGGGUCGCCCGGGGAGAUCACGACCCACUUCCCCCCCUACGCGGACGUUGUGUGCCUGCAGGAGGUCUUUGACCGGCGGGCCUCGGGGCAGGUGCGCCAUUUCCUCGCCCCCUGCUAUGAGCACAUCAUCUACGACGUGGGCACCCUCGGGGUGGUGGGCUGCUCAGCCUUGAAGCUCCUGAACAGCGGGCUCUUCCUGGCCAGCCGCUACCCAGUCCUGGCCGUGCAGUACCACUGCUACCCCAACGGCACUGGCGAGGAUGCCUUCAGCGCCAAAGGGCUGCUCUGUGUGCAGGUGCAACUGGGAGUUUCUCAAGGGCAAAGGAUUGUGGGGUACCUGAACUGCACCCACAUGCACGCUCCAGAAGCUGACAGCCAGGUCCGGUACGACCAGCUGACUCUGAGUCUGCUUUGGGCCCAGCAAUUCCAGGAUGCAAAUGCGCAGCCCGGGGACAUUGUGGCCUUCGACAUCUACUGUGGGGACCUCAACUUUGACAACUGCUCAACAGGGGAUGCGUUGGAGCAAGUGCAUGAGAUCUUCAACGUCUACACAGAUCCGUGCCGCAUCGGACCCCGGAAGGACAAGCCUUGGGCUAUCGGCACCCUGAUGAAUUACCUGAAGAUCUAUAGCAAGGCUGUGUCGACCCCAAAGCGCAUGCAGAGAACCCUCACAGAGCCCAAGGGGCGGCGGAAGUACCUGGCCGGCCCCAUCACGGAGGACGGGACCCCCGACCCCUCGGUGACCUCGAUCGAGGGGCGGCGCAUUGACUACAUCCUUUACCGGGAACACCUCAACCCCCUGGAGCUGAAAACGGCUGUGGAGAAGUUCUUCUUCAUCACUCGCCUGGCCACCUUCUCAGACCACCUGCCGGUGGGCCUGCAGCUUCGCCUGACAACACAGCCGGAAGCGUGAACUCUUCCCAUGCCAAGCCAGGGAGGCGUCUGUGAGCCGGAAGACACACGCCCUCCUCACAGCUCAGCAGUAGCAGCAGGAUCAGGCCCUGGGCCCAGUUUGAGUGGCGAGGAGGAGCCGUGCUUCUGUGCAGGGUUUCCUGGGGCAGAGGAGGCCUCAGGCCAAGCUGGAGUGCGGGAGGGGGCUGCACUGGCAGGCCGCUUUGUGGGCGAGGCACCCCCUCCACCUGCCAAUCUGAGAACGACCUUCAGGAACCCCAGUUGCUGCCCCAGGGCCAAAGGGCAGGCCUGCAAUGGCCAUCACCCCCACACCCCCAGCACUUGCAAGCUAUCGAGGGUUUUACCAAACUGAGGCUUAAAAACAAAUGUCCUGCGUGGCGUGAUUGUGACUUGUCCCUCGAAGGCCCUGUGGGGCGUGGAAUUGGAGGGGUGACCCUCAUUUGUCAACUCAAGGUGCCCCCCCAAGCGUGAGGGAUGGUGCCUGGGGGGUGGCAGCACCACUCAGCUUGGCGGAAAUAGGGGAGCACGGCUGGCGUGGCCUACCCUCUAGGACUGCCAUGAUGGCCAUCGCCUGCUUCAGGGCUGAAGUUUCCCCACCCAAAUGCUUGUGUUUUCACCCAACAGUUUGUGAACUGCAGAAGGACUUCUUAGCCCCUCUGUGCCGAAGGUGAGUGCCUACCUGCUCACCUUCAUACCUUUCAAUAAACUUCUGCUCGUUUUUGUGCAA